CGCCACAGUACGUCGAAAGACGGGUGUAAUUCUACGCGUCGAAGCGCAGCCUCCUAAUGAAUUAGCACAAUAUUUUUCCUCAUCGAACGAUAGAUGAUAAUUCAGGGAAUUAGAGUCUUCUGGCGAGAAGUUGUAGUGAAAUACGGUGCUUCUCUUCGAUUUUUUUUGUUCGAAAGCGAAUUGACAAUGCCCAACUUAAAAUGCCACUUUCUGCUGACCAUUUGCCUCAACAUUCACGCGUGUUGCACGCUAAACGUCCCGUAUUCUCACCCAUUUUCCAUCGAACUUCCGAUGCGAUGCGAAUCGAUUUACGGGGAGCGCUCGAAUGUGCAUUGCUUCGGAAAGAAUUUGAUCGAAAUACCGAAUAAUUUGACGAGGAACAUGACGAAAUUGAGCGUAACCGAUUGCCCCAUUCGCUAUAUCGCCAGGAAUUCAUUAGAUCCUUACAGAGAUGAGCUUAUGGACGUGACGCUUUCGAAUUUACCUUCUCUGCGCGUUAUCGAAGACGGAGCUUUCGCAAAUAUACCGAAUUUAAGAACUUUGUACAUUUCUUAUGCUCCUCAAAUUAUGUUCCUGCCUGGUUUACUUAAAGGGGUAACUUCUAAUUCGUUUUCCAGUUUGAGGAUUGUUUGGACGCAAUUAUUUGAAGUGCCGGAAUUAGAUCAUCUUCCGCAAGAAAGAAUAUUAUUUUUGUUAGAUUUAGAUCACAACAACAUCCAAAAAUUGUCCUCCAAUUCGAUAAAAGUGUCAGCGCAACAAGUCACUAUCAACUUCAAUCCUCUUCAUACUGUAGAAGAAUACGCUUUCAACGGGUCCCAAAUAUCGGAAUUGCAGAUGCAUUCGAAUUUUCGACUGAAAAAUUUACACGAGAAAUCUUUCAGCGGUUUGAACAGUUUGAGGCUGUUGGAUUUAUCACAAACAGCCAUUGAGUCCCUACCAACCGAUGGAUUAAAGGACCUGGAAAUCCUGAAAAUUGAGGAGACCACAUCGAUGAAAACUGUGCCUAGCAUUUACGAUUUGGGGAAUUUGAAGACGGCAAAGUUGACCCAUUCUUUCCACUGCUGCGCUUUCCAGUACCCCGCACAGCACAAUCCAGAAAGACAUGCCCAAUUCGAGGAAAACAUGAAGAAAAUGUGCAUGGACAUCGCCAAAUCCGGAUCCAUCCUGAUUUCCCGCAAAAGGAGAAGCAUAAACCUAUCCCAGCGCGGUUUCAUCGACUCCGCAGAGUAUCUAGACUCUCCGAAUAAAAUCUUCAUGGAUAAAUUGAGUCCCAUACAAGGAGAGAAGGUCGUUAAAGAAGAGGAAUCCAUGUUCGUGGACCUGAAUGAUGAUGUCGAAGAAGACCAAGGGUUCUUCCACUCGGACGUGAAGAAAUUCAACAACAGCCAUUUGAGUACUUACUGCGGUAAAAUCGUCUUUCGCAUUCCCGAAGUGGAAUGUUUCCCGCAAUCGGACGCGCUGAAUCCUUGCGAGGACAUCAUGGGUUUGCCCUGGUUGAGGAUCUCAGUGUGGUGCGUGAUAGUUCUAGCUAUACUGGGAAAUUUAGCUGUUAUAGUAGUGUUCGCGUUCAGUCGAUCGGAAUUCAACGUGUCCAGAUUUCUGAUCUGCAAUUUGGCCUUCGCGGAUUUCUGCAUGGGGCUGUAUCUGCUUUUGAUCGCCUCCAUGGACGUGCACUCGAUGGGGGAGUACUUCAAUUUCGCCUUCAAUUGGCAAUACGGUAUUGGAUGCCAAAUAGCUGGAUUUUUGACUGUAUUCUCCAGCCACUUAUCCAUUUACACUUUGACUAUUAUAACUCUGGAGAGAUGGUUUGCUAUAACUUACGCUAUACAUUUAACGAAGAGGAUCACUUUGAAAUGCGCUAUGUAUAUUCUUCUCGGUGGUUGGAUAUAUUCGCUGUUAAUAGCGAUAUUGCCGGUAUUAGGAAUCAGUAACUACAGCAGCACCAGCAUAUGCCUGCCGAUGGAGACUCAAUCCAUAGUGGACAAAAUCUACCUCUACGCGGUGAUCUUCAUAAACGGAUCAGCGUUCGCCGUCAUCGUGUUCUGCUACAUACAAAUCUACCUGAGCCUGGGGCAGGAGACCAGGCGCGCCUCCACCAAAGGGGAAAUGACCAUAGCCAAGAAGAUGUCCCUGCUGAUCCUGGUGGACUUCGCCACGGUGGCGCCGGUGGCGUUCUUCGGGCUCACCGCGCUGGCCGGUUAUCCGCUGAUAGGCGUCACGAAAUCGAAGAUACUGCUGGUGUUUUUCUACCCGUUGAACGCCUGCGCCAAUCCGUACUUGUACGCUGUGAUGACGGCGCAGUACAGGAACGAUUUCAUGAAGAUCAUGUCGAGGUGCAAGCGGUCGAGGAGCUUGGAUUGCCAUAAGAGAAUCGAUUCGGUUCCUUUGAAUACUCAGUCCACUUCGCUUCCCGCGAACGGGGCGUGCUUGAAGCACCACCAUGUUGGUCGUUAGAAUGGGGAGUUUGGUGUAUUAAUGAGGAAUUCUGGGAGGUGCAGAAUUGGUAUUUUUUUGUAAUUGGCCUUGUUUUAUGGGCAUUCCAGUACGCUCUAAAAUAGUUUUAGUUUCUCUCUAAUAUUCGAGCAAUAGGGUAACCAAUUUAUAAUUUGUACACUGCAUUUUUUUUAUUUGUAAGAUCUACCAUAUUAGCGCUAUUAUUUUAUAAAGUGUUGAGACUGAUUUGUAUUAGAUGUAAUAUACAGGUAAGUGCAAAUUUGUUUGCGAUAUGGUCAAUUUUAUGAGUUGAACAAAGAUAACCGUGGUUAGAGUGAGACACAAUCACACAAUAUCACUUUCUUUUACCUUUAUAUGGGACUAAUAUGAAAGUUAUCCUUGUUGCACCCAUAUUGGAGACAAAUUUGCACUUAUGUGUAUAUUUUUAAUGGAUUUUUAUUUGGAAACCAAACAAAUAAAUACAUAAAAAAGUUUGUUUUUGUAAAAAAACGUGAAUAACAAACGGGAAUUGGAGAUUAAAAUGGGAGAUUAAAAUGAAAUUACCAUUCUGUGGCAAGAUAUUUAUUUCGUAAAAAAUAUGUUCAAUUGUGAAAUGAU
Messenger RNA from Phyllotreta striolata, 3051 nucleotides. Lineage: Eukaryota; Metazoa; Arthropoda; Insecta; Coleoptera; Chrysomelidae. The record is from the annotation of a GenBank genome assembly.